AUGCAUAUUGCAAAAGUCUAAGAAAAAUAUGCACUCACAAGCCCUACGUGCAAAUGUGGUGUCUGAAGAAACAAAUAUGACUGAUAUGUAACUGUAUGUUUUGUCAACUGUCAAAAAAAGGACAAAGGGAAGAUAAUGAGGAACGUCUCACUAACAUCUCAUAAAGUGUCUAAGGAGAGGACAAAGGGAAGAUAAUGAGGAACGUCUCACUAACAUCUCAUAAAGUGUCUAAGGAGAGGACAAAGACGAGUUCAAACGAUAUUGAGGAUUGGUCCCAGUCGUUCAAAACAUCAAACAAUUCAGAUGUUUUCCAUCGAAAUCCACCGCCCAAAAGGGACCCGUAAAGCACAUAGAAUUACAUCAGAGAAAAAGAGGUAGAAGAGAGAAAGAGAGAGAGGGAAAAUUCUUGAGGUAUGAGAAAAUGUUACUUGCUCUCCUCCUCUCUCUCUCUCUCUCUCUCUCUCUCUCUUUCCUUCUCUCUCCCACUCUCCUAUCCCCCCUCCCUUUCUCUUGGUCAGUCAAAUCAGAGCUUUCCAAGAGCAGGGAGAGGGAGCUUUGGACUGACUGACUGACAGACAUUGGUCAGGGAGAAGGGUACAGUCUAUCCAGGGAAAUUCUUUGAGUCUUUGAAUAUCCUCCACUUUGAGGCAACGGUUCUACAGAUUCCCAUGAAUAAGACAACCUCUUGAUGAGAAAACCCCUUGACCUGUAGGCACCGCCACAGCAGAGAGUUAAUCCGUCUGCCCCGGGCCUUUCCUGGAAAACUGUCAUUUUUUGAAGUGAUCUACUCUCAGUUUCUCAUCAACCAACAAAGACAAUUGCCCUCCCCCUCCACCUGAAGGCAGCUUCCAGCCAAAAAUGCCUCUUGUCCCAUCCUUCCUCAUCCUGCUCCUCACCUGCCCUGCCCUCCUGACCCCAUCAGGUUCCCAGGGCCUGCAGCCUGGGGGUCAAAGGGCACCCAGGGACACAAAGCCAGGGGGUGGCGGGCAGCCAAUCAAAGUAGUGAUCUCUGAGGCGUGUGUUCAGGGGGACUCCAGUCAGACCCAGGGCAAGGAACUGGACCUUGAGCCUGGUUCUGCUCUAGUCCUUACCCAUCGGAUCCGACUGGUUCCGGGGUCAUGCGCAGGCGGGUGCGAGGCCGAGUUUGCUGCCCUGCGAGACCGUCUGGAGAGGCUGGAGAAGGAGGUGUCAUCAUUGAGGGAGAAGUGUGGAGGUCCAGAGGGGGGCUGCUGCACGUCCCAGCAGAGUAAAGGUGCAGAGUGCUACAUCAAGCCGGAAGGAGACGAGUGUCCUAAUGAGUGCAGUGACCAGGGACGCUGUGAAGAUGGCAAGUGUGUCUGCUUCCCAGGGUUCAGUGGGCCCGACUGCAGUUUGUCUGACUGCCCCGGCAACUGCAAUGACAAGGGGAAGUGUGUGAGCGGCCAGUGUGUGUGCGACCCAGGUUUCACAGGGCCAGACUGCUCUUCAGAGUCCUGUCCUGGAAACUGUAACAACAAGGGCCGAUGUGUGAACGGGCAGUGUGUGUGCGACCCAGGUUUCACAGGGCCAGACUGCUCUUCAGAGUCCUGUCCUGGAAACUGUAACAACAAGGGCCGAUGUGUGAACGGGCAGUGUGUGUGCGACUCAGGUUUCACGGGGCCAGACUGUUCUUCAGAGUCCUGUCCUGGAAACUGCAACAACAAGGGGCGAUGUGUGAACGGGCAGUGUGUGUGCGACCUAGGUUUCACAGGGCCAGACUGCUCUUCAGAGUCCUGUCCUGGAAACUGCAACAACAAGGGGCGAUGUGUGAACGGGCAGUGUGUGUGCGACUCAGGUUUCACAGGGCCAGACUGCUCCACCAAGGCAUGUCCUGGAAACUGCAAAAACGGGGGGAAAUGUGUGAACGGUAAGUGUGUGUGUGAUAGCGGUUUUACAGGCCCAGACUGUUCCACCAAGUCCUGCCCUGGCAACUGCAGCAACCGUGGAAAGUGUGUGAACGGCCAAUGUGUCUGCGAUAGCGGCUUUACGGGGCCGGACUGUUCCGCCAAAGCAUGUCCCAAUAACUGCAGCAACAAGGGAAGGUGCGUGAACGGGAAGUGCGUGUGUGAAGUGGGCUUCAGCGGACAGGACUGCGCCGCUAAGGGCUGUCCCAAUAACUGCAGCAACAAAGGGCGCUGCGUGAAGGGGAGGUGUGUGUGUCGCCGUGGUUUCGCCCCCCCGGACUGCAGCCAGUGUGAAGCUGGGUUCACUGGAGCUGACUGUGGCACCGCCAUGUCUGGUGUGUCCCAGCUCAACACCAAGGACAUCACUGAAUCCUCUGUUACCCUCUACUGGACACCACCUCCAGUCCAGUAUGACACCUACCACGUCACCUUCGCCAGCCAGAAAGAGGGCGAUCAACAGAUAACAUCUCAAGUUGGAGGGAAGCUCACGACCUACACCCAAACAGGACUGGCGGCCGGGCAGGAGUACACGGUGACAAUCAAGGGAGAAAUAAAUAGGAGAAUGGGCACCGAGAGCACAGUAGAAUUCACAACCCUUAUCUCUGGACCCACAAACCUUCGAGUUGUGAAGACAACCACAACAUCUGCAGUUGUCCAAUGGGAACAAUCGCAAGGACACGUCGACAGGUAUCGCUUAACUGUUGCACCCAAUCAGACAGACGGAACAGCCAAGGGAAGACAAGACCUGACCCUGCCCCCUGAGAGGGACUCUGCCCAGAUUGACGGUUUGGACCCGGGACAUUUGUAUGACAUCACACUAGUGGCUGAAAAGGGCGGGAUCAAGAGCAAGCCAACAACAGUCCAAGUCACUCCUGGUCCAGAGCCUCCCUCAGGUCUUGUCUUCAGUGAAGUGACUGAGACGUCUUUCUCCGUGUCCUGGACCAAGCCAAAAGGUCCCGUGAGUGGCUUCAAGGUCACCUACACUAACACACAGGAAGGGGAGCCUCUCUCCGCAACGGUGGACUCUGGGGAUUCCACUCUGGCACUGUCAAAGCUCUCUCCAGGGUCCUCCUAUGAGGUCAGUGUGAUAUCCGUCCUUGGACUGGACGAGAGCGAUGCAAUCAAAGACCUGGUUAUGACACUCCCUGACCCUCCGAGGGAUCUCCGGGCCAUUAAUGUCACAGACACCAAGGCCUUGCUGCUAUGGCGACCAGCACUGGCAACAGUCGACCGUUACGUCAUAGUUUAUGGCUCUGAAAAAGGGUCAGAUGAUGCCAAGAUCACUGUAUCGGGCAAUGCGGCGGAGCAGCAGCUGAAAGGCCUGCAGGGCUCCACUAGGUACACCGUCACAGUCACCAGUCAGCUGGGCAACCUGGACAGCUCUGCCGCCAUCACCGUCUUCACCACCACCGGUGGAUCCAGGGGAGACGGGGAAGUUCCGCGUGACCUGAAGGCCAGUCAGGUGACUCCUCGCUCAGCGCUGUUGACGUGGAAAGCACCCUCUGCCGCCGUGGGAAGCUACAAGCUGACCUAUCAAACGGAGGGACAGGAGUUGCAGGAGGUUACCAUUGACUCCACAGUAACAGAGUUCAAAUUGACCAGGCUGCAUCCCAUGUCCAAGUACACCGUGCAUCUACAGGGGGAGAGGGGAGGGAGCUAUACUGCUACAAUUUCCACUGAGUUCACCACAGGGAAUCUCCGAUACCCCUUCCCAAGUGACUGUUCCCAGGAGCUGCUAAACGGGAUACACGAGUCUGGAGAGGUGGAGAUCUUCCCCAGGGGAAGGCAGGGAAAACCAGUGUUGGUCUACUGCGACCAGGUGACUGAUGGAGGUGGCUGGACGGUUUUCCAGAGAAGGAUGGAUGGGAAAACGGACUUCUUCAGAGGCUGGAAAAACUACAGCAAAGGUUUUGGAGAACUGAGUGGGGAAUUUUGGCUGGGCAAUGAGAACCUACACAAUCUAACCAGCAUGGCACCAAUGACCCUACGUGUGGACCUCCGUGCAGGGGACGAAUCAGUGUUUGCCAAGUACUCUGCAUUCACAGUGGAUACUGUUAGAAGGAACUAUGCUCUCAAAGUGUCUGGGUACAGCGGUACAGCAGGUGACUCUAUGAGUUACCACAACGCGCGCAUGUUCUCUACCAGAGACAGAGACCCCGCGCCUUUCAUCACCCGCUGCGCCAUGUCCUACAGGGGGGGUUGGUGGUACAAGAACUGCCACGAGGCCAACCUUAAUGGCCUCUACGACACCAGUGUCAAUCACCAGGGUGUGAUCUGGACUGCCUGGAAAGGCAAGGACUUGUCCAUCCCUUUCACCGAGAUGAAGCUCCGACCAACAUCUUUCACCCCUCCAACUCAGGGAUAAUGACAAAGUGGUGGACGGAAAAUGAGAAGUGGGGAGAGGCACAGUUUAUGAACACACACACACACACAUCCAGGUAACUGCUGAAAUAAAGGAAACACCAACAUAAAGUGUCUCGAUAGGGCGUUGGGUCACCACGAGCCAG
Oncorhynchus mykiss (rainbow trout) is the source of this 4429-nucleotide messenger RNA. NCBI's taxonomy places the organism in Eukaryota, Metazoa, Chordata, Actinopteri, Salmoniformes, Salmonidae. The record is from RefSeq and is a predicted model, not a curated record.